AUGUAUAGACAAACUGUUGAGGUACUAUCUGUUGGGAGAAAUACAAGAUGGGUUUCAUCGACUAUUAGGCGUGCAACAAGUGCAACUCCGGUAGUAAGAUCUAAUGGACUAAAUACUGAUUCAGAUAAUGCUGAUAUUAGGGUUCCAGUUGGAAACUCAACUCAGGUUGAAAAUGUAACAAGUCAGUUAACAGAUGAUUCUUCGGGGAAGAAACGCAGGGGCAACAGAAAAAGGAUUACAGAGUUUAAGGAUGCUCUUAAUUUAGGUCCAUCUUUUGCGGACUUUGUUUCAGGAAAGGCUUCAAACAUGAUCUUGGAUCCUCUAGAGAGGGCAAGACAGAAUUCAGAGGAAGCCAAGAAACUGCCUCGUUGGCUUAAGGUCCCUAUCCCUAAAGGUACCAAUUAUCAUAAACUGAAGGGUGAUGUGAAAGAAUUGAAGCUAAGUACUGUUUGCGAAGAGGCGAGAUGCCCCAAUAUUGGUGAAUGUUGGGGAGGGAAAGAUAAGUCUAAGGCAACAGCAACAAUUAUGCUACUAGGUGACACCUGCACUCGUGGGUGUAGGUUUUGCUCUGUGAAGACCAAUAGAACGCCUAGUAGACCAGACCCGAUGGAACCCGAAAAUACUGCCGAAGCUAUCAAAAGAUGGGGGUUAGGUUAUGUUGUGCUAACUACCGUAGAUAGAGACGAUUUGAUUGAUGGUGGUGCCAAUCAUUUGGCUGAAACGGUUCGCAGAAUUAAGCAGAAGGCACCAAAGACCCUCGUGGAGACUCUUUCUGGUGAUUUUAGAGGUGAUUUAAAGAUGGUGGACGUCAUGGCACAAAGUGGACUUGAUGUCUACGCACAUAAUUUAGAGACAGUAGAACUACUAACACCGCAUGUCAGAGACAGGAGGGCUACUUAUAGACAGUCUUUGAGUGUCCUAAAAAGGGCAAAAGCUACAGUUCCAUCACUAAUUACUAAAACCUCAAUUAUGCUGGGUUUGGGAGAAACUGAUGAGCAAAUAAUCCAAACUUUAAAGGAUUUACGUGAUAUCCAAUGUGAUGUUGUUACGUUUGGUCAGUAUAUGAGGCCAACCAAAAGACAUAUGAAAGUUGUAGAAUACGUAAAACCUGAAAAGUUUGACUAUUGGAAAGAAAAGGCUUUAGAAAUGGGAUUCUCGUAUUGUGCUUCUGGACCUCUAGUAAGAUCUUCCUAUAAGGCUGGUGAAGCAUUUAUCGAAAAUGUUUUAAAUAAAAGAAACAUGAAAUAG
This is a messenger RNA of Saccharomyces mikatae IFO 1815, 1248 nucleotides long. It is a transcript of the gene LIP5, whose product is annotated as lipoate synthase. The transcript has a single exon. Gene Ontology annotation, biological process: lipoate biosynthetic process. The coding region runs from base 1 to 1248 and encodes 415 amino acids. Gene Ontology annotation, molecular function: lipoate synthase activity; 4 iron, 4 sulfur cluster binding. Gene Ontology annotation, cellular component: mitochondrion. The record is from RefSeq and is a predicted model, not a curated record. Lineage: Eukaryota; Fungi; Ascomycota; Saccharomycetes; Saccharomycetales; Saccharomycetaceae.